This is a messenger RNA of Acanthopagrus latus (yellowfin seabream), 1708 nucleotides long. RefSeq names its product aurora kinase A and ninein-interacting protein. The record is from RefSeq and is a predicted model, not a curated record. Gene Ontology annotation, cellular component: centrosome; spindle pole. Gene Ontology annotation, biological process: spindle organization. Bases 179 to 1408 code for a protein of 409 amino acids. The transcript has 4 exons. Lineage: Eukaryota; Metazoa; Chordata; Actinopteri; Spariformes; Sparidae.
CACGCAGUCAAUCUUCAGUGGCAGCUCAUCGUCAAGGCGCCAGACUCAAACAAACAGCGGAGAGGACGAAUUUACGAACAAAAGAUAGUUACGCGAGUCAGACAAGUUUCACUGACUGCAAAGGAAAGCUGAACACAUUCCUAGGCAAUUUCAUGAGGUCGGUCCUUCUCUCGCCACCAUGAAGAAGACUUCUACAUCAGCUCGAAAGACCUUUGCUCAAGAGGAAUGUGGUGUGUGGUUGGACACUACGCAGCUGAAAGGAAGAGCUAAACAGAAACGACUCGCUCGUCCCAUAUCCAAGCUGCUGAAUCCUUUCGCUGGAGGUGGCGGAUACAAUUUUGCUGUGGCACUCAACUUCACUCAGACCAAAUUGGAAAUGCCAAAGACCAAACAGAGCACCAUAUCCACUUUCUUCACAGCUCAGCGCAGAGUUCUCAAUAAGAUGUCUACUUCUGAAGAGCCAAACAUGGAUCCAGUGCUACCUCCUUCAUCAUCUGACUCAACCACAUGUGCACCUGUGACAAAACGGAGACGUGAAAUAGAUCUUGAUUUCGGUAACACUGAGCCUGGUGUUGAUCAUGAGUGGGAAAGUAAAAAUGUUCCUGAAGAAGCAGUGUAUCAGGAGCAGACAGCGAGCCAUACACCUUCUCAAAAAAUGUACUGUGAAUUUGAGGAAGAGCAAUUCAAGGAGAUCCAUCCACCACAAAGUAAGAGGAGGCUCACUGUGACCUCCUGUUUGCCGUUUGACAGUCAACCUCUUCCACAGGCGUGGAGUCAGGACCCACUGUUCACUUGUAGCCAGUAUUCUGAAGACAUCAAUGACUCUGAGCCAAGUUUCUUAAACAGCCUCCAAAGUGAGGAUGCCUUUGGUAUUCACGUGGAUGUGGAAGCGAGAACCUCAACUCAAAAAUCCUUUAAACAUUUUCAUUCCCCCCAGGGCGACGAGAAAGAAAACAGCAGCUUUUUGUCCUCUAAGUUGCCAAGAAAGCACUCAACUCUUCCUCAAACUGAACCUCUUUCAAAUCAUAAAUGGGCAAAACCAAAAACCCCAUCACCCCGAAAACAUAUUCCUGUUCACCCGUGGAAAAAGGCUGAUAAAAACGAUGACCAUGAUUCUCAGUUUAAAUGGACAAGACCGAGUUACUCUCCUCUAAAAAAACGAGAACCACAGCCAUCAUACACAGCGCCUGAUGAGGACAGUCUGGCUGUACUGUUCACCCAGGACUCUGAAGGUUUCAGGGUGAUAGCGCACAGAGGCCUGCAAAGCAGGAGUCCACUCAAAGAUCAGAGUAACAUCAGCACCGGGACAGUGAGAGCUAGUGCUUACAAAGCUUUGGUUGAGGAGGAAGAGGAAGACGAGAUGCUCUUUACGCAAGACUCUCAGGGAAAUCUGGUGAUCAAACACUGAAAGGAACCUGUUGAAACUCUGAGGUCAGUUAUUGUCUGGAUUUGGAUAAUUACACGGAUACCAUCUCUUCCUUAGAAGAGAAAAAAUCUGUGACUGUCUCCCUACCUUUUUUCAUUUGUAUAUCUUUUGUAUUUUCAUCCUUUUUUAUGUUGUCUGUGAUGUUUCAAUGUCUUGUGAGCUACAACUAUGUUUUGCAAUAACACCAACAAGCAAGCACUGAGGGUUUUGAUUUUAUUUGAAAAAUGAUACACAAUUACAUCACAUUUCUUUUUUCAUGUAAAUUAAAGGUUUUGAAAAGUA